AAUAAAUAUAGCCGUGUAACUAAAAAGUGAAAUUAAAAGAGAUUGAUCUUAAUUUGUAAAACAGACAUUGAUAAAAAGCAAUAGGCCUAUAAGUAAACAGCAAAGAUGUCUUUAGCAGAACAGUCAUGUUACACAUUGAUCAAUGUGCCAAUGGACUCUGAACCUCUAACUGAAAUGCAGUUACGUCAAGAUCUAGAAAAAGGUGAUGUAAAGACUAAGAUAGAUGCUCUUAAGAAAACAAUUCAGAUGAUAUUGAACGGUGAAAAAAUGCCAUCACUGUUGAUGACCAUUAUUAGAUUUGUGAUGCCGAUGCAAGAUCACAUGAUUAAAAAGUUGUUGUUGGUAUUUUGGGAAGUUGUACCCAAAACUUUACCAGACGGCAAGCUUCUACAGGAGAUGAUUCUUGUUUGUGAUGCUUACAGAAAGGAUUUACAACAUCCUAAUGAAUUUAUCAGAGGUUCAACUUUACGAUUCCUGUGUAAAAUAAAGGAACCUGAAUUAUUGGAACCUUUGAUGCCUGCUAUUAGACAAUGUUUAGAACACAGACAUUCUUAUGUUAGACGUAAUGCUGUACUGGCUAUCUACACUAUCUUUAGAAACCAUGACUUUUUGAUCCCUGAUGCACCAGAAUUAAUUGCUAAUUUCCUAGAAGGAGAACAAGAUAUGUCUUGUAAGAGAAAUGCUUUUAUGAUGUUGAUUCAUGCUGAUCAGGAUAGAGCGUUGAAUUAUCUAAGUGGUUGUAUAGAUCAAGUUACAUCAUUUGGUGAUAUUUUACAGUUGGUUAUUGUAGAGUUGAUUUAUAAGGUGUGUCAUGCUAAUCCAUCAGAAAGAGCUAGGUUUAUUAGAUGUAUUUAUAAUCUAUUGAAUUCCUCAAGUCCAGCUGUCAGAUACGAGGCUGCUGGUACAUUGGUCACAUUAUCCAGUGCUCCUACAGCUAUCAAGGCUGCAGCUAGCUGUUAUAUAGAACUAAUUGUUAAAGAAAGUGAUAACAAUGUUAAAUUAAUUGUAUUAGAUAGACUGAUUGCUCUUAAAGAAGUACCAGCUCAUGAGAAAAUUCUUCAGGAUCUAGUAAUGGAUAUAUUGAGAGUAUUAGCAGCACCUGAUUUAGAAGUUAGAAAGAAAACAUUACAACUGGCUUUAGAACUGAUAACAUCACGCAGUAUAGAAGAGAUGGUAUUGAUAUUAAAGAAGGAAGUAGUAAAGACUAAUAAUGUAGAACAUGAAGACACUGGUAAAUACCGACAGAUACUAGUACGUACAUUACAUCAAUGUAGUGUUAAAUUUCCUGACGUGGCUCCAGUUAUUAUACCUGUGUUAAUGGAGUUUUUGGGAGAUCAGAAUGAGCUAGCAGCAGCUGAUGUAUUAGUAUUUAUGAGAGAAGCUGUACAAAGAUUUGAACAAUUACGACCACUAGUACUCAGUAAAUUACUAGAAGUUUUCCCUACUAUUAAAGCUGUCAAAAUUCAUCGAGCUGCAUUCUGGAUAUUAGGUGAAUAUUGUACAUCAGGUGAAGAUAUACAACAAGUUAUGACUCUAGUUAGACAAUCAUUGGGAGAGAUACCAAUAGUUGAUGAUGAGAUGAAGAAAGCUGCUGGUGAAGUACAAGAUGAAGAAAUCCAGUCUGGUGGAGCUGUACAGAGAUUAGUAACAGCUGAUGGUACCUAUGCCACACAAUCAGCUCUUAGUACUUCUUCAGUUCGCAAGAAGGAUGAAAUGCCACCAUUGCGACAGUAUCUAAUGGAAGGAGAUUUCUUUGUUGGUGCAGCAUUAUCUACCAGUUUAACUAAACUAGCCUUGAGAUAUAUACACCUUCAUAAAGAUGCUAAAAAACAAAAUUCAUUUAUUGCUGAAUCUAUGUUGAUUAUGGCUACGAUGAUACAUCUAGGAAAAUCUGGUCUACCUACCAAGCCUAUAACAGAUGAUGAUGUAGAUCGUAUAGCUAACUGUAUUCGUGUAUUAGCUGAUAGAAGUGAUUUUAUGAAUGAUAUAUUUAACAAAGAUUGUCGAGGCUCUCUAUCUCUAAUGUUAGCUGCUAAAAUAGAGGAGGAGAAGGCUGUACAAGAGGCAGCCGAGAAGAAAGUAGUAAGAGUACAUGCUGAUGAUCCUGUAUCAUUCACUCAGUUAAUAAACAGAACAGAUUUAGGUACUGGAGAGAAUAUGUUUGAACUGACCUUGUCUCAGGCUCUGGGUAUGACUAAUAAAAAAGACUCUGAUCCUAUUGGUUCUACUAAACUUAAUAAGGUGACCCAGUUAACAGGAUUCUCUGACCCAGUUUAUGCUGAAGCCUAUGUGAAUGUUAACCAGUAUGAUAUUGUAUUAGAUGUCUUGAUAGUUAAUCAAACUUCAGAUACAUUACAGAAUCUUACUCUAGAAUUAGCUACACUAGGUGACCUAAAACUAGUAGAGAAACCACAAGCAAUGACCAUGGCACCACAUGAUUUCUGUAAUAUUAAAGCUAAUGUUAAAGUGGCCUCCACAGAAAAUGGAAUUAUAUUUGGAAAUAUUGUAUAUGAUGUAAGUGGUGCAGCCAGUGAUCGUAACUGUGUAGUAUUAAAUGAUAUACAUAUUGAUAUAAUGGACUAUAUAGUACCAGCAACUUGUACCGAUACCGAGUUUAGACAGAUGUGGGCUGAGUUUGAAUGGGAGAACAAAGUAGCAGUAAAUACUAAUAUUACUGAUCUAGCUGAAUAUUUACAACAUCUUAUGAAAUGUACCAAUAUGAAGUGCUUAACUCCAGAAAAGGCUCUAUCUGGUGACUGUGGGUUUAUGGCAGCCAAUAUGUAUGCUAGAUCUAUAUUUGGUGAAGAUGUACUAUCUAAUAUUAGUAUCGAGAAACCAGCUCAUCUUGGUAAAGAUUCACCAGUACAAGGUCAUAUUCGUAUCAGAGCUAAGAGUCAGGGUAUGGCAUUAAGUAUGGGAGAUAAGAUUAACCUGUCACAGAAGAAGAGUUUGAGACCAGGAGCUUAAUGUUAAGCUUCAAUGCCUAAGCUUGUUAUAAGCUUAAACUAAUAGUAAUAUUACUAAAUGGUUUUUGUUAUUUCAUAUUAUAUAUUUAUCAUGUAAAUGUUAAUUAUAAUAGCGAGUUUAUUACAUACUAAAUUUCAGGGGUGUAUCUAGAAAAUGAGAGGUGUCUCUUCAAAGCAAGGCCCAAUGACCGACCUCUAAAUAAGCCACUACUUUUGGCAUUUCUUUGCAAUAUAUUUAUUAGAGUAAAUGUAUAAGCAUGCAAGCAGCCAUGAACAUCACCCAUAUUGUAAGUGAAUGACAAAUGACACUUCAUGUAAGUCUAUUAUACUACUUUGCAGACUGAUUUGAAAGCAUAGAGAUACAGAACAAACUUGUUUGAGUGGGCCAUUAUGUUUAUUAUCAAGUUGGUGUAUCAUCAUAUUAUUUUGGUUUAUAAUAGAUUCUCUACUUUAGUUCACUUGAUUUUGAUGUAAAAUGGUGUAAAGUGCUCUGAACCCUAACAAUUGAUAAUUUUUUCUCUGGUUGUCUUCAUUAAUAAGGGGCAGAAAAUUAGGACUUGAACCCUAUUUCAUUCAGGUUGUUAUCUCUGUUCUUCAAUAAUUACUUUAUUUCUGUUUCUCAACAAACCUACAUAUUGUGUAUUGGUAUCACAUUAAUUGUUCAAUUACUAUAUUACAUUCCUGACUUCAUCAUAACUUAAAUCAUUGUAAACUUGUUACUGUAUCAGUUUGGCUUCAUUAAUAAAUAUUUGGCAUGAAAUUCUGUGGUAUGAUAAUUAAUAUAUUACAUUGGUUCCACAACCAGUCUACUUUAUUUAUAGGUAGAUUAUAUAGCAUUCAAAAUAAUGUAAGUUAAUUACUGUUUAUACUACCUAAAAAUAUAUGAGACUGUUCAUGGUAAUAGCUAUACCUCUCUUUAUUUUGUUUUGAUUGGUCAAGUGUUAAAUUAAUUUCAGUGUUAAACUGCAUACAAUCAUUGCAAUAAAGGAUAUAUAUUAACAGGA
Molecule: messenger RNA, 3970 nt
Organism: Lottia gigantea (owl limpet)
Lineage: Eukaryota; Metazoa; Mollusca; Gastropoda; Lottiidae
Exons: 24
Coding region: 106-2967 (953 amino acids)
Biological process (GO): intra-Golgi vesicle-mediated transport; endoplasmic reticulum to Golgi vesicle-mediated transport; intracellular protein transport
Cellular component (GO): COPI vesicle coat; cytoplasm
Molecular function (GO): structural molecule activity
Source: RefSeq, a predicted model, not a curated record